GCAAACAGGCCUUUAGGAAAUAUCACAGGACACACGGAAUUUCCCGAUUCCCUCACCCUUCGAUUCUCGUUCUCCUACGGAAGGGGAAUAACAUCGACGCCGGAAGGAAAACCGGUAACAGUCUCGGUGAUGGAAUACUCGACGGACCCCCACCAACAGCAAUACUACCACCAUUAUCAGCAGCAACAAAUGGCCUAUGACCCAGCUCACUACCAUCAAUCAACGGCCGCCUACUACGCCUACGCCGAUCAACAACAUUACGAUCGGCACCAAUACCAGUAUUAUCCUCCUCAUGAUUCUUAUACCCAGAUGCAGUACCACCAGUUUCACCAAGAAACGGCUUCAAUUCAGCCUCCCGGGGUCACGAUGCCGCCGGACCCCGCUCAUUUUCAGAAUCAGCAAAACGUUUAUUAUCAAACGCAGGCACCUGUUGAGGGUCAACAGAAACCGGAGGUGAAUCCGGGAUCGGGUGCGGAAUCGGGCGGCUUCAACCCCACUGCAGCCACAUCGGUUCCGGCUCUGUCUCAGGUCAUGAAUUUUGCAGGGAAUAUGGAUGCCGCACAGAGGCCUAUGCUCCCGCCUCAGAUGAAGUCUGCACAUAGGGGCGGAAGAAGUGGUGGUAGGGCUUCCCGAGGAGGUGGUAGGGGUCAUUUUGGUCAUCUUGGUCAUCUUGGCCCCAGAUAUGAUGGCUCGGCACCUUCUCAUAAUAGGGGUCGGGGUCGGGGCCGUGGCCGUGGCCGUGGUGGCAGUGGCAGCAGACACUUUCCAAUGCAUGGUGUAGCACUAGCAACUACAGAUUCUAUGCCAGCACCAAGUGAAGAUGCAGCUGCUACUUCAGUGCCGGCAGCAGCAUUAGUACCCACCCAAGUUCCUGCAGCUACAGUUUGUCCACCUCAACGUAUGGCAUGGUGUGAACUCUGUAGGGUUAACUGCAAUGCGCCAGAAAUUCUUGAACAGCACAAAAAUGGAAAACGACAUAAGAAGAAUUUGCAGAUGCAUGAACAAUCACAGAAACAGAACAAAGAGGCAACUGUCGAGCAAAAUGUACAACCAAUUCCCAAUACUGGAUCAAAAGUUGUUAAAGUUGAUGAAGUUGAGGGAUCUAAGGAAAAACAAUUGCAACAGGAGGGUUUAACUUCUUUGGCUGCAGCCAAUGACAAUACAGAAGAACCUGAGCAGCAGAAAGAUAUGGGAGAAAACUCUGUAGCUUCUACUGUGGAUUCUGUAGAAGCUAAGGGGAAAUCAAGUGAUCAAUUUGAACCUGGGGUGCAUGGUUUUAAGCGGAAAAUGAGAGGUGGAGGAGGGGGUAAAUAUAUCAGAACUAAUCAAGGGGCUAGAAGACCGGUUAAGCCUCCCAAGCAAAAGGAGGUGAUUCCUUUCAUAUGUGAAUUGUGCAAUGUCAAGUGUGAAUCACAGGUUGUCUUCAACAGUCAUUUGACUGGUAAAAAGCAUGUUGCAAACCUUAAGAAGUUUCAAGCCCAUCGAGCUUUAUAUGGAGAAGAAGGACAUCAAGCACUUUAUCCUCCCAAUUAUAGCUCUCCAUCUACCUCCUUCAACCCACAAGUCCAACAAGGUACUGCUGACCCACAAGUUGUUUUGGCUCAGCUUUUGACUUAUGUGCUUGCUCAGGCCCAAGCACCUGGGCUGCUGACUCCUCAGAUACCUCUACCAGCAGCUUCAUUGGCAUCAAUACAAGCAUCAUUAGCAAAUAUGGAAGCCCAGAACCAGUAUCCCCAUUACCAUCAGAAUCAAGAUUCACUCGUCAUAUCAGAAGCUGGGAGCAAGAAUGCUGUCCUGGCAGAACCUGAAAGUCAGCAGCAAUCUAUUACAUUGAACGAUGAAGCUCGAGAACCUACAAGAACAGAUACCAGAGCAGAGGAUGAUAAGUCAGAAUCGGAGAAGACGGCUCUUGGCCUUCCUCAGGAUAAUUUCGUCAUGGCACCAUCAGAGAAUCCAGCUAUUGGAGUUGCUAAACUGCUCUCCCCCACAAAAUUGAACAAAGAUGCAGCUGCACCAGAAUCUCAAGCUGUUGAGUCAGUGACUAACAAUGAUAUAGAGGAACCAGAGUCAGCAGAGGAGGAUCCAGAAGAGGAGUCAGAGGAACCAGAGGAGGAUCCAGAAGAAGAAACGAUAACUUAGUAAGGUGACAUGCAGUACAGUUUCAAAUUUCAUAUGUUUAAUGGAAUAACUACUUACCUAUGUUGUCUUGUCCCCUAAAUUAAUCCUUUAUCCUGGGUGUAGUAUGGUUUAACUGUUGUUUUUUGCUUCCCUUAAGAAAGUCUUUAUAAUAAUGGUUCACAUAGAUUAUCGCAUCAAUACCUUCUUUUU
This is a messenger RNA of Rubroshorea leprosula, 2328 nucleotides long. Lineage: Eukaryota; Viridiplantae; Streptophyta; Magnoliopsida; Malvales; Dipterocarpaceae. The record is from the annotation of a GenBank genome assembly.